AUGCAGUCCUUAUACAUAGGGGUAUACAAGGCAGUGUAUGACUAUACAGCUCAAGCCGAAGAAGAGUUGACAAUAAAAACUGAUGACCUUUUAUAUUUGUUGGAAAAAUCAGAUAUCGAUGAAUGGUGGAAAGUUAAAAAGAGAGUUUUAGCUGUUGGAGAUGAAGAAGUAGAUGAACCCCUGGGUUUAGUUCCUUCGAACUAUAUUGAAGAGGCCCCUGUUAUCAAACAAGCAACUGCAUUAUAUGAUUAUGAUAAACAAACAGAGGAGGAACUUUCUUUCAAAGAAGGAGCCAAAUUUAAUAUUUACGACUUGAAAGACCCUGAUUGGAUCUUGGCUAGCAAUAAUGACAAGACUCAAUUUGGGUUUGUUCCAUCUAACUAUAUCCAAAUUGGGUCUAGUGAAACACCACAGCAAGCAGCUCAGCCUGCCACCUCUGUCCCAGCUACACAACAACAACAACCACAAAUCCCAGUCAACCAAAAUAUCCCUUCUCUUACGAAAGAGAGAUCUCCAGAACAAGCACCAACAGCAUCAAUGCCUGUAAGAGACUUCCCUCGUCCAAAUCAGCCUGUUACCUCUGGAUACAAUCAAGUGGAAGAAGAGGAAGAAGAAGCUCCACCGCCAAUGCCAAAUAGACCGGUUGGUAAUGAAACUCCAACCAGACCAUCCCGCGUAGAACUGUACGAACAAGUAGAAGAUGUCGAACAAGGUAGAAAUCACACAUUUGAUGGAGAGUUUUUCACCUGGUAUAUUGAUGAAGUCGAUGGUCGCAAGAAAAGAUCAGUCGUUUUAUCAAUUGGUCAAGGUUUAAUCAUAGUGAAAGCAGAUAAGGGUACACCAAAGAAGUUCAAAAUUAGAGGCGCUUCAAAUCGUGAUGACCAAUGGAGAAUUAGAGAUUUGAUAGAUUUUAGUCAUGAGAAGAAACAUGUAUUCUUGGAAUUUAAGAAUCCUUCAGCUUCAAUUGAAUUGCAUACUGGAACAAAGGAUGUGGCUGAUGCUAUAAUGUCUAUUUUGGGAGAUUUGAAAGGAGCAGAAUCAGCUAAAGGAUUAAAGGAAGUAGAAAGAGCAUCAAAAGCAAAGACCGGCGCAGGCAAUAGAAAAGUUGGUAGAUUGAUGUAUGAUUUCGAAGCACAAAGUAGAGAUGAAUUAGACUGUAAGGAAGGUGACGAAGUUUACGUUAUAGAUGAGUCAAAAUCAAGGGAUUGGUGGAUGGUGGAAAAUACCGAUACACGUCGACAAGGUGUUGUCCCCUCUGCAUAUAUUGAAAUCAUAAGUACCUCGAAUUUGGACAAAUUGACCGAAGGACCAGUUAGACACAAGUCUACGAAAACUAAAGAAAAGGCACGUCAUCAUCAUAGAUCUAGGGAAGAACGUGAUAGAGUUAGAGAAAAAGAUAGACUUCAAAGAGAAAAGGAAUCAAGUAAACAGAAGAAUGAAGAAGACAAAUCAAUGCCAAACUAUCAUAGAGUUAGAACUUGGAUUGACAGUUCAGGAUCAUUUAAAGUUGAAGCUGAAUUUUUGGGUUGUCAUGAAGGAAAAAUUCAUUUACACAAAACAAAUGGUGUCAAAAUUGCAGUUGGUGCCGAAAAGUUAUCAAUUGAAGAUUUAGAAUAUGUUGAAAAAGUUACAGGUACCUCAUUGGAAAAGUAUAAGGAAGCAGUGAUGAAGCAACUUGAAAAGAAACCAAAGGCGAAGAGUGGUGCAACUAGUGAAAUGAAGAAGGCUCCUUCAGCAACAGCUGUAAUUAAUGAUGUGACUCCAGCCAGACCAACUAGACAAAAGACGAAAUCUAUGCUUUCUCCAGCAGGUCGUGCGCCUGAAUCCGACUACGAUUGGUUUGACUUCUUCCUCGAAUGUGGUGUGGAUAUUGGGAAUUGUCAACGUUAUACCCUCAACUUUAACCGUGAGCAAAUGGAUCAAACUAUUUUGGAGGAUAUUUCACCAUCAUUGUUAAGAACCUUGGGAUUAAGAGAAGGUGAUAUUAUUCGAGUUAUGAAAUACUUGGACAAUAAAUUUGAUAGAAAGAAGACUUCAGAAGAAGCAAAACCUGCUGGUGGGUUGUUUGUGGACACGAACGGUGCUCUUAAAACCAAUAUCGCAGCAAGUGAAGUAUCCAAAGUAACUGCAGAGGCAUUGCCUUCUCCAGUCAAGGCAGCAACGCCGGAAACGAAAAGUACCAAUAAAAUUGAAGAUGACGCAUGGGCAGUCAAGCCUGCUGCAAGGUCAAGUGAAGAUCUUCUUAAACCAGUCCAACCUCAAGCACCACAAUAUACGGGCUCUUUAUCAGAUCUUGUUAAUAUCAAACCAACUAUUGAUAACAAACCACUACCAGCACCACCAGCCUCUUCAUCAUCUCAGAUCCCAUCAGCUCCACCGCUUCAACCAGUAAAGACCAAUAAUACUUUAAUUCAACCAGAUCAAAAGUUUGCUAUUCAAACUCAGGGUGCUGCCGUCCCUGUACCUGCGCAACGUACCGGUACCCUUAUCCCAGUUCAAAGAACAGGAGGUGGUGUUUUGGUUCCUGUCCAAACCGGUGGUAUUUUAGCUGCCCAACCAACAGGUUUUGUUCCAAUUACUGCACAACCAACAGGUUUCAUGCCAAUUCAACAAACUGGUAUAAUUCAACCACAAUUAACAUUUGGUAUAAUUCCAUUACAAACUGGUUCAACUACAUUUGUUCCUCAACAGAGCGGUAUUCAAAGAGCAGAUAGCGCACCACCCGUUACUACAUUUGGUCAAUCAUUUGUUCCAUUACAGGCAGGAACUGUUACCAUGCCACCAACCACUUUUGCAAUUCCAGCUCAACUUACAGGUGGAUUACCACCAACAACGUUCAAUCAGCCAGCAAUGGUCCCCGCUCAAAGAACUGGUGGUCAAAUUACAGGUGGAUUUGUUCCACAAUCUGCAUUUGGUAAACAAAUAACUGGUGGCUUCAUGGGAACUAACGUUGUCCCUAAUACUUCCUUUGGUCAACAACCAGUGGCAGCUGGUGGACCUGUUACAUCAUUCAGUCAACAACUUACUGGUGGAUUACCAGCUACUUCAUUUGGCGCACAAGUUACUAGUGGACUUCCUCCUACAUCAUUUGGAGCUCAACCAGCUAUGGCCCCAGCCCCAACUCCACAACCAGCCUUCGGGGCACCUGUUGGAUUUGGUCAACAAGUUACUGCAAACCCUUUCCCACAACAAACAAUGAAUCAAUUCCAAUCUCAACAACCAAUGAAUGCAUUCCCACAACAACCUCAGCAAGCAAUGAAUCCAUUCCCACAACAGCAACAGUCAUAUGGCCAAUUCCCGCAACAACAACAACAACCACAACAGUUUAACCAGUUCCAACAACCAUUUAAUCAGUUUUCUUCUCAACCAAAUAUGAACCAAAUGGUGAACCAAUUCCAAGCAACAUCUAUUUCUUCACCACCAUCAUUUGGUCAACAAGCUCCAGUUACUUCUUUUGGUCAAGCACAAUUUGAAGGAUUUAGUAAUCAACCGUUACAAUCACAACCAACAGGAACGGGAUUUGGUAAUGCUCCAUUACAAACACAACCAACUGGUCAAAAAGCGAACAUUCUGGCUGCUACCCCUGAUAAUCCAUUCGGAUUUGGAUUUUAG
Messenger RNA from Hemisphaericaspora subhashii, 3612 nucleotides. It is a transcript of the gene SLA1, whose product is annotated as cytoskeletal protein-binding protein. NCBI's taxonomy places the organism in Eukaryota, Fungi, Ascomycota, Pichiomycetes, Serinales, Debaryomycetaceae. Gene Ontology annotation, molecular function: ubiquitin binding; cytoskeletal protein binding; identical protein binding. The coding region runs from base 1 to 3612 and encodes 1203 amino acids. The record is from RefSeq and is a predicted model, not a curated record. The transcript is spliced from 2 exons.